AUGGCGUCCAAAGGCGUACGGAGCCUCAGUGAGGCGUUAAAGGCCCUCAGCAUAUCGUCUGGUUGCUCGACGACGAGGACGAGUCUUCUCCGGUCGACGGCCGCUGCGACACAGAGCCGGCCUUUCGUCCCAACAUCCUUCAGCCGAUCUCUAGCGACAGAAGCACCUACUCCCAGCGAGACGUCGACGCAGUCCAGACUCACAACCUCCACAACCUGGAAUCCGAUAUCAACCGUCCCCGUCACCAUCCACACCUUCCCCCACCUCGAACCCAUCUCCCUCGAAGACUGGUCCGUCAAACACCUCUACCUCCCCCUCCGCCGCGACCUCCUCCACCUCGCCGUCGUCUACGAAGGCGACAACACCCGCCAGGGCUCCGCCUCCUCCAAGACCCGCUGGGAAGUCCACGGCUCCCACCGCAAGAUCCGUCCCCAAAAGGGUACCGGCCGCGCCCGCCAGGGCUCCAAGCAGAGCCCCCUCAUCCGCGGAGGAGGAAAGUCCCACGGCCCGCACCCGCGCGACUUCUCGACCAACUUGCCUCGAAAGGUGUACGAUAAGGCGUGGCGUACUGCGCUUUCGUACCGCUACAGGCGUGGGGACCUCGUUGUUUGCGAGGAUGGAAUGGAUCUGCCGCUUUCGGAGGAUUACCAUAUGCUCGUCCAGGCCGACUACAUCAAGGGGGACCUCAAGGACGGAUACCUUCGCAAGCAGGCUAAGCAGCUCAUGUCGGCUCAUAACUGGGGCCGCGAGUUCGGCCGUACCCUCUUCGUCACUUCGGAUCCCCGCGCUACGCUUUUUGAUGCUGUUGCCCUCGCGGGUGAGGAUGGCCGUGCGCUCGAGGUUGAGGACGUCGAUGUCAAGGAUCUCCUUACCGAGGGUCGCGUCGUCGUUGAGCGCUCGGCUCUACGCCGUAUGAUUGAGGAGCAUCAGAGCGAUCUUGUGACACAGGUUGCUUUCAGCUCGGCUUUGCCUGAGGCAGCUGCCGUUUCGGCGGCGGCUGGUGCGGAGUAA
This is a messenger RNA of Scedosporium apiospermum, 1011 nucleotides long. RefSeq lists its product as uncharacterized. The record is from RefSeq and is a predicted model, not a curated record. NCBI's taxonomy places the organism in Eukaryota, Fungi, Ascomycota, Sordariomycetes, Microascales, Microascaceae. Bases 1 to 1011 code for a protein of 336 amino acids. The transcript has 3 exons. Gene Ontology annotation, biological process: translation. Gene Ontology annotation, molecular function: structural constituent of ribosome. Gene Ontology annotation, cellular component: ribosome.